AUGGAGGCUAAUCUCGCAACCCAUGCCGACCUAAUCCCAGGUACAAUUCACCUGGUUGACAUUGCGGGCGAAACACAGUUGGAACAACAUGACGAAAGCCAGAGAGACAUUGUGCUCGUUCCUAGGCCAAGUGCGGACCCAGAAGACCCAUUAAAUUGGAGCCGGAAACGGAAAUUGCUGCAAAUCGCGAUGGUCUACGUCUACACCCUUGGAGUCGGCAUUCCCACCACGUUGCAAUACAGCGUGCUCGCCGAUAUCACAAAUGAUACAGGAAUUUCAACGGGAGAGCUUGUCACUGGAACUGGGCUUAUGUUUCUAUUUUUGGGAUGGGCAUGCUUGAUCUGGCAACCAAUCGCCCUCACAUUUGGCCGCCGGGGUGUCUAUAUUUUAUCUUGCCUGCUCUGCGUACCAAUCAUGGUUUGGACAGCGUACUCGAAAACCGGAGGCGAAUGGUACGCCCAUCGGAUACUUCUGGGCGCGUUCGCUUCACCUAUUGAGUCACUGCCGGAGAUAUCUGUUCCCGAUAUAUUUUUCGCCCAUGAGCGUGGCCAGUGGAUGGCGACAUAUGUCCUGUUCCUCUGUGGUUCGAACUUCAUCGCGCCAUUAAUUGCUGGAUGGUUUAAUGACGCAUUCGGCUGGCGGUGGACCAUGCACCUCGGAGCCAUGAUAUCGGCAGCUGCAGCCGUGAUUUUAUUCUUUGGCAUGGAAGAGUCUCUCUAUUUCCGUCCCACUGUGGAAGGGCAAGAACUCGAUGCUGCCACAGUUUCUCAGUCCGGGCAUCCUACCGUAACCCAUGUCAGCGACGAGAAAGCUGGUGCUGAGAGCAAUAUCUCUGCAAAUAACUCGAUCAUGCAGUCGGCUUCUUCUUUCCCCCCUCCCCGCACCUACAUACAGAAACUGGCACUUUUCGUCUCCAAGCCCGGGCGACCCAGUAACAAAGAAAUGUUUAAAAUGAUGUAUCGGCCCCUCCUGAUCAUGUUACAUUUCCCCUGUACCGAUUGGUCUGGGUUCCUUUACGGUAUCAGUCUUUCGUGGUAUAACGUGAUGAACGGUACAGCGUCUCCAGUUCUUUCCGCCGCGCCUUACAACUGGUCAGCGGCUAAGGUUGGUUCGGCAUACGUCGCGCCGAUUAUUGGUGGAAUCUUCAGUAUGAUAUGGUCCGGUGUCAUCGCAGACAAGUUUGCUAUUUACCUUGCACGUCGCAACAAAGGGGUAAGAGAGCCGGAGCAACGCCUUUGGCCGCUCGCUUUGACGGCGCUUAUCACUACUGGUGGUCUCAUUACUUGGGGUGUUGGUGCAGCUUAUGGAGUCCAUUGGAUAUGUCUAAUGUUUGGAAUGGGUAUGAUGGCAUUCGGUUUCAUGACUGGUGGCUCCUUCGCAAUCUCUUAUAACGUCGAUUGCUUUAAAGAGCUAAGUGGGGAAACCAUGGUUUCUGUCACUAUUAUUCGGAAUACGCUGGGAUUCGCUUUUAGCUAUGGAAUUACUCCUUGGGUGGAGACACAGGGCAUGCGCAAUUGUUUUAUCACGGCGAGCAUGGUAGCGCUGGUCUGUACGCUGACUUUUUUGCCCAUGAUAUACUUUGGAAAAAGGCUUCGCAAGUUUUCAAAGGACAUGUAUUGGCAGUAUGUGUCCACUAGCGCGUUUGGUGGCCAUUGA
This is a messenger RNA of Histoplasma capsulatum G186AR, 1656 nucleotides long. RefSeq lists its product as uncharacterized. Gene Ontology annotation, molecular function: transmembrane transporter activity. Bases 1 to 1656 code for a protein of 551 amino acids. Lineage: Eukaryota; Fungi; Ascomycota; Eurotiomycetes; Onygenales; Ajellomycetaceae. Gene Ontology annotation, biological process: transmembrane transport. The record is from RefSeq and is a predicted model, not a curated record. The transcript has a single exon.